AUGUCUAGCGACAAGCGUGAAGUAUGGGCCAAGCCGCCACCGGACGAGUUCACCUCCAUGCGCGACGACUUCAAGGUCUUCACCAUCGAGGACCGAGCCACGGUGCCCGCGGGUGCGACUAUCGUUACAUCCAAGUUCGUCUGGAAAACGAAACGGAACGCACUCGGCGAAGUCACUGGACACAAGGCAAGGCUGGUCGCGCAAGGCAAUCGGCAACGCGACGGCAUCGACUUCAACGAAACGUUCGCACCGGUCGCACGCUUCUCCUCGAUACGCUCACUCCUCGCGCUGGCGGCCGCCAACGGCUUGCACGUGCACCAGGCGGACAUCGACAAAGCAUAUCUGCAUGGCGACCUUGACCACGACAUCUGGAUGACGGCACGCGCGGCUUCGACCUUCCCAGCGACAAGGUGCUUCGCCUGCGACGCUCCAUCUACGGGCUCAAACAGGCUGGCCGAAUCUGGAAUCGACACAUCGACGCUUCGCUUCGGGCCCUCGGUUACACGGCGACGGGCACCGACCACUGCGUAUACUCUUGGCUCGAUGAUCGUCAAUGUCCACACUACAUCGCACUGUACGUCGACGACCUCCUGAUGAUCAGCCCGGAACUGGCCGAAAUCGAACGUGUCAUCUCAGGCCUGGACCAACGCUACGGAGUCAAGCGCCUCGGCCCGGCCGAGUAUAUCCUCGGCAUCCAGAUCAGGCGUUCGACGACGGCUCUAUCGCCCUAUCCCAGGAACGGUACAUCAUGGACGUGCUCGCUCGGUUCCACUUCGACACCACGACUCGCGGCACUACAGUUCCGAUGACUCCCGGCCUUUCGCUCACUGCUAUCCCGGGUCAAGGCACCGAACGGAUCAGGUCAUGGUAUCUGCAGGCUAUCGGCUCGCUCCUCUACAUUUCGCUCGGUACCCGCCCUGACAUCGCCUUCGCCGUGUCCUACCUGGCCCGCUUCGCCAACAACCCCGGUCGUCGUCAUUGGAUUGCGGUCAAGCACAUCCUACGCUAUCUCCGGGCCACGUAUCGCAACGAACUCGUGUAUGCUCGCGGCCAGGCUCGCAUCACGGGUGUGGUAGGCUACUCCGACGCGAACUGGGGGCCUGCAUCGACACAUCGGUGUCCACCAUGGGCUACGUCUUCUACAUCGCUGGCUCGGCCGUGUCCUGGUCGUCCAAACGCCAGUCUCGAGUUGCCGAUUCGACCACCGACGCUGAAUACCUCGCCCUCUCGCAUGCUGGCAAGGAAGGGAUUUACCUCAGUCAGCUGCUCGAAGAGCUCCAUGUACAACCUGUUGCACCGGCUCACAUCUUUACUGACAACGAAGCCGCUGCUGCAGUUGCUCACGAUCCUGUCCGCGUCUCUGGCACUCGGCACAUACGCUUGCGUGAGCACUUCGUUCGGGACAUGGUGAAUCGGGGCGACAUCUCUCUCUCGCAUGUGGGUACCAGCGACAUGGUGGCCGACAUCUUCACCAAGGCUCUCGGCCCAAAGGUCUUCUCAACGCACUGCUACGCCCUCGGCCUUCGCACUCGACACCCGCGGCUUGGGUCUGCCUCGCAUUCGCGUGGGGGGGGGGUGUGA
Microbotryum saponariae is the source of this 1581-nucleotide messenger RNA. The record is from the annotation of a GenBank genome assembly. NCBI's taxonomy places the organism in Eukaryota, Fungi, Basidiomycota, Microbotryomycetes, Microbotryales, Microbotryaceae.